ACCUCUAGAGGUCUCUUCUCUGAGUCGCAAGCGAGAUGUCGUCGCCACUACCCAUCUUGUUUACAGCGUUGUCGUACUACUUGUCAGUGCAAACGACACUCGGCGACAACAACCCUGGCACGACACCCAACAUUCAAAAUAUCUUCAUCGGUCGUUGCUAUGAUUACGAGUUGGUCAAGUACAAAACCUUAUUGCCUCCGAUAACUGAAACCUGUGAGAAUCUUUGGACCAAGUUCAGCGCCAGUUUUUCUUACAUGGCACCAUGUGACGUCACAAUGAACCAUUAUGACAGUUACAUGCUAGCGGCCUCACAAAAGAUUCCUGUCAACAAGACUAUGUUCUGGUCCGGGGUCAAGGAGCUGGUCCACGAGUACGCGGCCAACGGACAGCGUUACGUCACGCUGGAGGACACCCUGAUUGGCUACCUGGCGGAGGGUCUGGUGUUCUGUGGCCAGGAGAGCGCUCCUGGCAUGAACUACUCACGCUGCCCCUCCUGGUGGGAGUGUCCCUUCGAGGCUGGUGAGGCCUUCUGGGCCCACGCCUCACAGACGUUUGCGUCGGCCGCCAGUGGGCAGGUGACGGUCAUGCUUGACGGGUCCAGCACAGGUAAACCUGCAUACCGCCAGGACAGUUUUUUCGGCAAGUACGAGCUACCAUACCUCAAGAAGGGCGUGGUGACUAACGUCCGAGUUUUUCUAGUGCACGCGCUCGACGCUCCUAUGAGCGAAACCUGUCUGAACGGAUCACUAAAACUGUUGGAGGAAGAUGUAGUGAGCCGAGGGUUCUCGUUUUCUUGUUUGGACGACCCACUGGCGAUCCUUCAUUUGCUGUGCGUAGACGAGCCCGCAGAUCGCGAGUGUAAGCUGGCAACUGACCACGUGACUUCCGGUGGUCGUUUAGCCUCCCACAGCUUUGCUCUGACUCGCCAACCGCUGAUCAUCUCAGCCAAGCUGGACAGGUUCGAUGGUUUGCCUUCAAGAGGAUGAGACGAGGAAAACGAUUGGCCCACCUUUCUUUUUUUUUGUUUUUUUUACCCCCAUGGGGGUGGCGUGUGAAAAAUUUGUGUGAGGUAAUUCUACCUCACGGUGCAGCGAUGAUUAAAAAAAAACAACAA
This is a messenger RNA of Pomacea canaliculata, 1114 nucleotides long. Its product is annotated as ADP-ribosyl cyclase/cyclic ADP-ribose hydrolase-like. Gene Ontology annotation, biological process: positive regulation of B cell proliferation. Gene Ontology annotation, molecular function: NAD+ nucleosidase activity; phosphorus-oxygen lyase activity. Bases 36 to 986 code for a protein of 316 amino acids. The record is from RefSeq and is a predicted model, not a curated record. Lineage: Eukaryota; Metazoa; Mollusca; Gastropoda; Architaenioglossa; Ampullariidae. Gene Ontology annotation, cellular component: plasma membrane. The transcript has 7 exons.